Tympanuchus pallidicinctus (lesser prairie-chicken) is the source of this 3492-nucleotide messenger RNA. It is a transcript of the gene MATN3, whose product is annotated as matrilin 3. The record is from RefSeq and is a predicted model, not a curated record. Gene Ontology annotation, molecular function: calcium ion binding. Lineage: Eukaryota; Metazoa; Chordata; Aves; Galliformes; Phasianidae. The transcript is spliced from 7 exons. The coding region runs from base 1 to 1407 and encodes 468 amino acids.
AUGCGGCGGGCGCUCGGAACGCUGGGCUGCUGCCUGGCGCUGCUCCUCCCGCUGCUGCCCGCGACGCGCGGCGUCCCGCACCGCCUGCGCCGGCAGCCGCCGGGCAACGGCCCCGGGAGGCGCGGAGCGGCAGAUGCUGCCUGCAAGAACCGUCCCCUCGACCUCGUCUUCAUCAUCGACAGCUCCCGCAGCGUCCGACCUGAAGAGUUUGAGAAAGUGAAAGUCUUUUUGUCAGAAAUGAUCGAUACUCUGGACGUUGGUGAAAGAACAACUCGUGUGGCAGUCAUGAAUUACGCCAGCACCGUCAAGGUAGAGUUUCCCCUCCGGACCUACUUUGAUAAAGCCUCCAUGAAGGAGGCCGUGUCUCGCAUUCAGCCCCUGUCUGCUGGCACCAUGACCGGCCUCGCCAUCCAAGCUGCCAUGGACGAAGUCUUCACUGAGGAAAUGGGUACCCGGCCAGCCAACUUCAACAUCCCCAAGGUGGUCAUCGUUGUGACGGACGGCCGGCCGCAAGACCAGGUUGAAAAUGUGGCAGCAAACGCCCGCACGGCUGGCAUUGAGAUCUACGCGGUGGGGGUGGGCCGUGCUGACAUGCAGUCCCUGCGGAUAAUGGCCAGCGAGCCGCUGGAUGAACACGUCUUUUAUGUGGAGACCUACGGUGUGAUCGAGAAGCUGACAGCCAAGUUCCGAGAGACCUUCUGUGCUGCAAAUACGUGUGCACUUGGGACCCACGACUGUGAGCAGCUCUGCGUGAGUAACGGCGGAUCCUACCUCUGUGAUUGCUAUGAAGGCUACACUCUGAAUCCGGAUAAGAGAACGUGCUCAGCUGUGGAUGUGUGUGCACCUGGGAGGCAUGAGUGUGAUCAGAUCUGUGUGAGUAACAACGGGUCCUAUGUCUGUGAAUGCUUUGAAGGCUACACCCUGAAUCCAGAUAAGAAGACUUGCUCAGCCAUGGAUAUGUGUGCACCUGGAAGGCAUGACUGUGCCCAAGUCUGUCGGAGAAACGGUGGAUCCUACAGCUGUGACUGCUUUGAGGGAUUCACUCUGAAUCCAGAUAAGAAGACUUGCUCAGCUGUUGACAUGUGUGCACCUGGAAGGCAUGACUGCGAGCAGGUCUGUGUGAGAGAUGAUCUGUUCUACACAUGCGACUGCUAUCAAGGCUACGUCCUGAACCCAGACAAGAAGACUUGCUCAAAAGCCACAACAAGCAGUCUUGUAACAAAUGAAGAGGCCUGUAAGUGUGAAGCCAUAGCUGCACUGCAGGAUUCAGUCACCUCACGCCUGGAAGCUCUGUCCACAAAACAUAUCCUUUUUCUUACGUGUUCAGCUCUUUACUGCUGUUUCAAAGGUAGCUGUUUUGGUGGAAGCUGGGGGUUACACACCUCACAAACAAAAGCAUUUUCUUGACUGUACAAAUGUUAGGGAGUGAAAUCAUGGGUGUUGCAAAUACUGUUCUGUUUUCACAUUUCCUUGAAGGGUUUUCCUAACAGGUUGCAGAUAAAAUGCACAAUCCCCAUCACCUGGACUAUAUUCAUUAUGUUGGACAUCAAAUGUUGUUCUAUUUGUAAUUCUUCAAGGUGACAUUGACAGCAAAUGCUCACAUUAGAGCUUUUCUAUUAGUAGCUUGUGUAUGUCCCAACAUUUCUAAGGGCCCUUCAGAGGCAGCAUGGCUGCAGUCUGACCAGCUGUGGCUUCCAAGCUGGCAUACAAGCUUUUUUAUAUAAAAAACAAACAAACAAACAAACAAACCUACUAACUUGUUAAUACUCAACUGCUGUGAGAUAUUAGGGAUCUGUUGGACAGAGUGGGAGGGCUGUGAGGCAGGCUGAGCACCCAGGCUGCAAGGUUUACUGGCUCCAUUCACUGCAGCAGCAGAGAAGAGAAAGGUGCCUGGCUCCCAGGUCAGACAUUUCACAGACACGUGGGAGGAAAAAUGAAAGUGGUGAAUUCUGUGGUGUGGUGGCAAACCUGAAUGCUGGAAUAAAUGUCCUCAGAUGGAAUGACAAGAACUACUGACGGGAAGUUGGACAAGCUGUAAUUCAGCAGAAGGCACAGUUUUUAAAAGUGAGAGUGGUUGAUGGCAGUGACAGUUUACCAAAGGUUGUGGUAUGUUUGCAGCACUGGAAACUUCUGAGACUGCAUGCUUGUUUUUCUGUGAAAGGUGCUCUUGUUCCAAUAGGAAUUAAUGCAGGGCAGGGCCAGGCCUGCGGUUGUCAUUGUGAUAACUAGGGAUUCAGAAUCAAUGAAGAGGGGGAUACGUUGGAUUAGUCAAAGCAGGAUGCUGUCAAGUUUUCUAUAUUGACAUUUGUACAGAUAAAUGAAGUCUGCUACCAAGGACGCCAGACUUUCCAGGCUCUUUAAUAAAUUCAAAGUUAUUUUUAUAGGUUUAAGUGUAAAUCCUUCUUUUAGGGUCUCUAGAACUGAGUUCAUCUGCUUUGGAAAGGUGAAGGGAAGAAUCUGAUUUUCCUUAGAUUAAAAUACGAGAGCUGCUCCAAAAGUAAUGCCUCCUAUUUUACGAUGUCGGCCUGUGACAUCUGAGGCAGAUGUUGUUGGGAUGACUGUAGAGUUUCAACCUUCUCAAUGUUGUGUUCUGUUGCCAUGUAACAGAUGGCUGCAGAGGGGCUAUCUGACAAAAUGACAUCUGACAUGGAAGUGCAUACGUAGCAAAGGUGUGCCAUUGAGUUCCUCCAUGUUCAAAAAAUGGCACCCAGUGACAUUCAUCAGCGCUUGCUGAAUCUUUCUGGGGACCAAGCAGUGGAUGUGGGCACAGUGAGGCAGUGGAUGGUGCAUUUCAGCAGUGGUGAAAGCGGCAGUGUGUUACUUGUGCUGGUGUGGAUUUUUAUGACCUUGGCAUAUGCAGACUUUUGUUCAUAACUGGCAAAAAUGGCUAGGGGAGGUGACUACACUGAAAAAUAGAGCUUUUAGCUGAGAGUGUGCUGUAUCAAAUGGUGUUACUGUGCUGUUUGUACCGGUUGUUGUUUUCAUGGAAAUAAAUAGGAGGCAUUAUUUUUGGAGUAACUUAGAUAUAUCAUUCCAGGAAUGUAAGCAGUUAAAACUGAGUGCUGAGAUAAUUAAGCCUAUACUGUAAUCUCAAUAGUAAUAGAGUAUUUAUCUCAAAAGCACUGAUAUGAAACAAGACGGUGGUGGUUUCAAGUUAGGAAUACACUUCAUUACAAAUAACCAAUGCUUUCUUUCAAAGUAAUUCUUUUCUGAGCAAUCUGUAUCCUUUGCACCCUCUCUGAACAAGCUGGAAAAAGCAGUGGAGAUUAUCAUCUGCUGCUCCUCAGAUCUGAAUGUCACUUGCUCCAACUCCUUAGUACAGGAAAUUUGCUAAGUUACUAGAUCUUAACAGGUCUCUAAAACAUCUUGAAAUCUCUAGUUCAAGCACUUAUUAAGCUCACUUAAAAAGCAACGUAUCUGUGUGAAAUGCAGUAAUGAGAAAGAUUAUAAAUAAACCAAACCUGGUAGCUAUUUAUUUUAUCACCCUUAACA